Racocetra persica is the source of this 525-nucleotide messenger RNA. The record is from the annotation of a GenBank genome assembly. Lineage: Eukaryota; Fungi; Glomeromycota; Glomeromycetes; Diversisporales; Gigasporaceae.
CAACUCACUUUACUUUUAACAAUGACAGAAUUACAUUCAGAAUCUGGGAAUAAUGAAGAAGAUAAAGAUAAAACUUGUGAAAUUUUUGUAAACAAGACUAUGGAAGAAGUUUCAAAAGCAAGUGAAGUAGCGAAUUUCAUAACCAUCCCUAUAAACAAAUUCUUACCUUUAUUCGGUGAUAUUAUCACGAUCGUACAAGAAAUAAUUUAUAUGUAUAAUACCGCUGAAGCAAAUAAAAGAAUUUGUGGUGUACUUCUUGAUAGAGUUCAGGCUGCAGAAGCCGCAGUAAAUAAUUUAAAGAUUCGUGAAAAAGAACGUCAAGAAUUUUUCACAGAACAAAAUAUUGUUACUUUACGAAAAUUGGUAAAUGUUAUAAGAAAAAUUGCGGAUUUCAUUAAAAAAUCACUUACUGCGGAAUUCGAUAGUUACAUGUCUAGUUUGAGUUUCACUAUUACAAUCGAAUUAAAAUUACAAGGUGAAAGGGAUAGAGCUGCUUUGUCUAAAGACAUACACGAAACAAAUCAA